UUUGUUUGGGCUUCGAUUCCAUUCUUUCUUUCUUUCUUGUCUUUCCAUUCUUUCUUUCCUUGUCUUGCUUUCUUUGCCGUUGUUUUUCGUUUGUGUUUUUUCUUCGUUUCAACCACACUUCCAUUACACAAAUCCAAUGUCUGGCCUUGUCAAGCGCAUGUCCAAGUCGCCAGGCGACAUGCUCGUUGCACGCGCAGCCAAGGGCGACACGUACUCUGACUCGAUUCAAGCAAUCCGAAGCCAGGAAGUCGAGCAGCUCAAGCUCUUCCAGCACCGCACGGAAUCCAAGGUCGCAUUCAUGCAGGACGUCCAGGAGUUUCUCAAGAAGCGCGCCGAGGUCGAGCAGGAAUAUGCGCAAAAGCUCGACAAGGUCGCCGAAAAGUUUGCCCACAAGCUCAAGCACACCUCGUACGGUCGAUACACGCUGCUGCACAACAACUCGUUGUCAUCACCAGCUGACGGCAGCGCAAGCCCACUCGUCAUUGGUGCUGCUGGUGCGAGCCUCCCGAGUCCACUGGUAUCGCCGACAUCUCUCGAAAACGCUGUGCACCCGCAGACGCCGGUCGACGUCUGGACGGUGUUGAUUGAGAAUUGCCGCAAAACGAGUCGCUCGCGUGCCGCCUUGGCCACACGGUACGGCACUGAGCUGCUCGACUUUACAGCUGAAAUGGAACGUGAGACAGUGGCUGGGGCGCGCCAGUGUCACGACUAUGGUCUCAAGCUGCACGCCGAGCUCAGCGAGUCCUUGGCCCACCUCGAGACCACCGCCCACAGCUUCCACGGUCUCUCUGCAAAGGCUGCCAGUGCAAAAGCCAAGGUGGAGGACGCCAAAAAGAAACUCGAGUCGGGCUCUGUCAACAGCAAGAUUAUCAGCAUGCUCGGCAAGAAUGUCGAGAAGGAGUUGCACAAGCGCGAGGACACUGCCGCCGUGCAAGAGCGCCGCGCAUCCAACGCCUUCAACGACUACUUGUUUGCCAUCGACGUGGCCAACGCUCACAAGAAUCAAUUCUUUGAACAUGAGAUUGUCGAACUGACUGCUCUGCACGACCGGUUCUACCACGAAAACAUGAAUCACUUUUUCAACGAAUACGCGCACAUUGAGGGUGAGUGCGCAACAGAUUCCUCCAGCAUGGUGCAUUUGCUGAAGGUCUGCACCUCCAACAUUGACGGCGUGGCGGAGCGCGAGGCGUACAUGACCAACUACGCCGAGGCCUUCCGUGCGCCGGCCAACUUUGCUCUCGUGACCCCGUCAGACCAUGCCCACUCUGAGAUUAUCGUGACUGACCUGACGCGCGAGAAUCUGAAGGCUCGUCAAGAAAAGCUCUCUCAGCGCAGCGCGCAACUGGCUCUGCUUGAAGCCGAGUGCUCGCACAAACUGUCAGAGGUGAACGCUGGCGACCAAGAGCGCAAAAAGGCACUGUACGGUGCACAUUUUGGAGCUGACAAGCACGCCGCUGCGAGCUCUGCAACCUCGACGUCGUCCUCAGGGACGAGUCCCUUGCCAGUGUCCCCGACCGCCUCGUCCUCUCGCUCGCGAAACACGACUCCGGCCCCGCCAUCGACCCCGACGUACGUCGAGACCCACCUGACGAAAUCGCUCUACACGGCUCAGUUGCUCAAGACGCAGGCGCAAUUGCAAGUGCUCGGCCGUGUGCCAUCGGACUCCAUCAUGGGCCCGUCCGAUGCCAAGCGUCGUGCCACAUUGAACCGCUCGAGCAGCACGAAAGGGAGCCCGAAGGUCUUUGGAGUCGAGCUCGCUGAUCACCUGCGCGUUGUUGAACGCUCCACUCCAUUGCUUGUGGACAGCUGCAUUGCAACGAUUGAAGACUUUGGCAUUCUGCAAGAAGGCAUCUUUCGGCUGUCUGGCAGCGCAGUGGCCAUCAAGGAAAUGCGUGCCUCCUUUGAUCGCGGCCUCGAUCCGCUCGUCAACGAAGAGUACUGCCAGCAGAACAUUCAUGCAGUUGCAGGUGUGCUCAAGCUGUACUUCCGCGAGCUGCCAACGCCGCUCUUCCCCUUCGAAUUUUACGAGCCACUCAUCAACAUUAUUCGCUACACGACGGAUCACAAGAGUCGGGCUGUCUCGCUGCGCGAGUUGUUGAAAAGCCUGCCCAAAUCCAACUUGCUCGUGCUCGAGCGUCUCUUCGACCUUCUUGUGCAAAUUGCUCAGCAGGGCGAAUUGAACAAGAUGAAGGCGCACAACCUCGCCAUUGUGUUUGGCCCGACCCUUAUCCGCGCGCCUGCUGAUAACCUUGCGGCAAUGGUCGCGGACACUGGAUCGCAGUGCCAGAUUGUCAGCAUGAUCAUCCAGGAGCACGCCUUCUUGUUUGGCGAAACAAACGAGUUUGUCGAUCGUGGCGUCGACCAGCCAGACGAGACUGGCAAAGCGGCGCCAGGAGAGGAGGAAGAGCCGGUGGAGGUGUCGCGCGACGACGACGAUGCGGAUGUCGUGAUUGCUGGUGUGCCGCCCGCCAUCCCGAUUGUGAUUGAACCGAGCAGCAUUAGCACUACUGCAAGCAGCAAGCCUGUGCCUGCCCGGCGAUCUGCUGCAAGCUUUAGUAACGAGACUUCUCAGGGGGCCAGCACGUCCAAACCUACGGCUCGGUUUAUCGAUCCCAAGGACGAGGAGAACGGAGAACCGGUGCCAUCGAGCCACGAAGCUGGGCCUGAAUCGUUCCCUCCACCUCCCACCGAGCAAGAAUUGUCAGCCUCCAGCUCGCAAGAGCAGGAAGCACCGGCACCGCCGCCACCAGCACAGGAAGUUCCGGAGGCGCCUGCUCCAGAGGCGCCAGCUCCAGAAGCACCAGCUUCCAGUGAGCUUCCUCCACCGCCGACGCCGUCCGUUUUGCUUCCCGCCGAGGAGGCUGGGUUGGCGCUGCCUGCUCCUCCAACCGAAGAGCAAUUGCAUUCGAGCGAGGGAUCAUCCUAAGCAACGCCCGUCGUGGUGGAUUUAGAAAGGCGUCGUGGUGGUGAUGAGCUCGUUUGAGACGAUUUCCGGUUCUGCUUGUAAAUGUUGCGUAUUCGUGUGUUGGAGUUGUGUAAUUCGAAUGUCAAUACAUCCGAUCAGAUGAGA
Capsaspora owczarzaki ATCC 30864 is the source of this 3070-nucleotide messenger RNA. RefSeq lists its product as hypothetical. The record is from RefSeq and is a predicted model, not a curated record. Gene Ontology annotation, cellular component: cytoplasm. The transcript has 9 exons. The coding region runs from base 137 to 2926 and encodes 929 amino acids. Lineage: Eukaryota; Filasterea; Ministeriida; Capsasporidae. Gene Ontology annotation, biological process: signal transduction; negative regulation of cell migration.